This is a messenger RNA of Drosophila mauritiana, 4009 nucleotides long. Its product is annotated as protein FAM13A. The record is from RefSeq and is a predicted model, not a curated record. Bases 438 to 2861 code for a protein of 807 amino acids. The transcript is spliced from 3 exons. Lineage: Eukaryota; Metazoa; Arthropoda; Insecta; Diptera; Drosophilidae.
CGCUGAGAACGUUACCUCCUUCAAUAAUUUUUGCUCGGCUGCGUCCGAGCCAAAAACCAAAAGAUACUUUGAGAAAACUCUAGCUAGAGAGCUGGCUAAAUUAUUAUCGCGGAAAAUCGCGAAUAUUGUGCAAAACAACUGAACCAACAUGUGAAUUAUUGAUAAACUACAGGCCUACAAAGCAGUUGAAACACUUGAGAAAAAAAAGGCAGACAGAAAAUAAAGAGCAAAAACGUGAAAAGGAAAUUUCAAUUAGUGUUUAUUGAAAUUUAUUAAGCGAGAUUUAAGGCGUUGACAUUUUUAUGAUAGCUUUUAUACGCCCAACGAAAGUCUAUUCAAAUCAAAUGCUUGUGAUCAAAACUCAACGUGAACUCUAUCAAAUUAAUUGUGAUAAUAAAUCUAGUUAGACUGAUUAAAGUAGAGAUUAGCCAAACAAGAUGACGCCCAGGCUUAUUACAUAUAUUCUGUGCGGCAUGCGCCAUCCCACAACUGGGCUGAACGAAGACGACCUGAGUCGUCUCACUGGUUCAUCAUCGUCGACGGCUUCGUGCGGCAGCGCAGCAUCCUCAUCAUCGUCCUCAUCCUCGUCGUCCUCGAAUCCCGCUGACCGGCAUGAGGUGGUCUGCAGUCCGGAAAAGCCAACGCCGAAGGGCACGGACAAGAGCCAACUGAACAGCGGCUUUAGCUCCACCUACCUACCGGAGAUCAUACAUCCGGCUCCGGAAUGGCAGAAGUCAUCGCGCAAGCGCAAGGAGCGCCUGGACAGCACGUCGGCCUUUGGCCAGGAUCGGAAGCUGCAGCGCAGCAACAGCGAGGAGCUGCUCACAGAACCGCCAGCCAUCGUGUCUUCCACGGCCCAGGCGGCGGCCGAACUUCUGGAGGCCCAGUGUGAGGUUAUUCGCCGGGUUUCUUCGGAGGAUUUCAAGCGCACGGCCAGUUACGCCAACUAUCGGCAGGAGUUCGAAAGGGAGCAGGAGGAGUGCUCGGAGCUGGGUGAGAACAAUGCCUCGUUGGCGAACCUGCCCACAGGAGAAGCAGCCAAAGAGCGUCCUCGUCUGGAGACAAGCCCCGCUCGCCAGCCGCCAAAGGAGGCUAGCGAUGACUCCGAGUGCGAGCACGAACGGCGACGCAGCAGUGAGCGUUUCUGCAAAUCCCGCCAGCCGCCGGUGCGCAAGUCUGGUGUGGCCAAGAAGGGCGGCGGAGGCAGUGGCUGUAAGUAUCUGCCAUCCCGACGGGAUGAGCAAAGCGCCUACAAGUACGACUUGUCGGCUUUGAAGUACGAACGCAGAGGUUUCAUUAGCAGCAGGAAACAGCAGCAGAAUCAAACACAAGCGAUGCAGUCUGCUGCAGAUCACAACGACAACAACUUGAUAGACUUCCAUCAGCAGCAGAAGGAGCUGCAGUCGAAGAGGAGCGCCAGUAUUUCCCCCACACCCACCACGAGCUCCUCGGCGGGCAGCGAUGACAGCACGCCCACUUCCAAUGCCCCCGCGCCCAUUAAGGCCAAACCCCAGAGGCAGCAGCAGAGCCUGGAUCUCACCUCCGCGCAGGAGUCCCUGCCGUGGGAGCGUGGAGAUGAACCGGCACCCAUUCUGAGCAGGAGGUACGCCCACUCCCGACCACAUAUCGGUGGCAAUCUCGAUGCGGCCGCCAAACUGGCCAAGGUCAUGCCAUAUCCCCAGCAGCUGCCCAAGCAGGCAUCCACCGUGCAGCUGCACUCGGACAUCACCGACAUGGACUGCUGCCUGGAGCCCAUGGACGCAGUGCGAGCGUUCAGUUCGCUGGAGAAUAUGCGAACCCGCGACGUUAUGCAACAAGUGUUGCCCGCCAUGAUGGGUGCAUUUCAAACGCCCGAGGAUCGAGUGAAGGCCAUCAACAGGCGUGUUACUGUGCUCAAGAAGAAACUGGUGCAGCUGGAGGAAUCCCUGGAGCAGCGACUGGGCUACCGGCCAUCGCAGGCGGAGCGAUUGAACGACAAGUACAUGAAGAACGCCCUGGCGGAGUUGAGCAAGCUGCGCAAGGAACGGCACGAGCUCAAGACUGAUCCCAUCGCAGCUCUGGGUCUGAAGGUGGGCAGCGGCGGAGGCGCCGGCAUCGGUGGCCAGGAGGUUGCCAAGAAGCUGGAGCGCAUGAAGGCCACCCUCGCUGAAAUCGAGCAGAAUCUGAACGAGAAACGCGUGAAUGGCCAUCGCUCUGAGGAUCUGAAUGCCGACCAACUGGUGCAGGAGAAGAGCGCCGUGCAGCACGGACUGCUGUACUUUGAGAGCCUCUAUGGUCACCCCAUUACCAAGGAGGAGCGCGAUGCUGCCCGGCCGCUCUACGAUCGCUAUCGGCAGCUGAAGCGUCUGGUGUCGCGCACCGUGAUGUUUGGAGCGGGCACAGGAAUACCCGAGUUGCCCACAAUCCUGGAGCACGAGGCCAUGGUGUUCGAGGCCACUUCCACACCGCUGCAGUAUUCAUCGAACAACAGCACAGAGACCACCAACUCGCCCAGCGACUCGAAUGCCCCGAAUACUCUGACCCAGAAUGCCUCAUCCGACGAGUCGACGACCACCACCACGUUGACGGGUCCGGCAACGGGAAACUCGGCCACAAGCCAGGAGAACCAGGCCGCCAGCGAGAAUAUCGCCGCACUGAGUGUGGACCAGCUGUGGGAGCAGCUAGAUCGAGCCCGCGAUGAGAAAUCCCUGCUAAAAUCCACCAUUCGGGAGUACGAGUCGCUGUUCGAGGAGCAGAAUGGACGCAAGAUGCUCAAGCAGGAUCGUCGCUCGCUGGAGACGGAAACCUAUGCCCAGUACAAGGAGAAGAAGGCCAAGGUCAGACUACUGCAGGCCCUGAUCAAGAAGCAUAUUGGGCAUUAAGCUACGGCUACAGAUAUCCUUCUUCCAUUCAUCCACGCACGCAAAACUAUUUAUUUCAUACCCAACCAAACAAAUACAGACCUAGAUCUAUACAAAUUACACGUAGUUUUUAGACUUAUAUUUACCAUAUAUUCUAUAAUGAUACAUUUUAUGAAUAUUGUUGAUUCCUUAUUGUUUUUUGAAAACAUCUAUUGAGUAAUUGUAAUAAAAGAAAAUUAAAUUUUAUGAGACAAAACGGAAGAGGAGGAGUGAUUGAGAAAGCAAACGCUAGACAUUUGAUUCAGCCCCAUUCUCCACAUUAUUCAUUCGCACGGAAUUGAUAUCUAUGUGUAACCCAAGAAUCUGCAAUAUAUUUUCGCACUCCCCCCAUUUGCGUUCUGUAAAUCGUCAUUGAUGUUAAAAAAUGACUUGGCCUGAUUUGUCCCACUUCUGAAACGGGGAGCACACAUUAUUCGAUUAGCUAUAGUUUCGAACGAUCUAUGAGAGGAGGAACGCGUUGCAGCCGCAAAUCAAAUAGCUAAACUUUAUAAGUGUUGUCUAGUAGAAUUGAACAUUUUAUAUCGAUAUGCAAGCCACUAGCAACCUAUUAACCAAAAUACCCGACAUUAUAUAGUUGUGCUUUCCAUUAAAUGUUUCAGUGUGCAAAUGGCACGCAUCCACGCGCGAAAAAUCGCAAACAUCCGAGCAUUUGAGAGCGUUCGUUGGAAGCGGAAGUUAAGUUUAGACGAUCAUAAAGUUAGGUUCGUGCACUGGCCGAAAAAGUCGGGCAAUGAUUUUUGUGCAACAAGCAAUUGGGUUUUUUGAACGUGUAUGCCCCCUCGGCCCUAACCAACGCAUACAAUAUAUGAAUAUACAUACAUAUAUAUAUAUAUAUUUACAAUGAUAAAGAAUGUAAGGCCCAAGCCAAGCAAACACAUAUGUAACGUGUAUUUGAACCACGUACUUAUAUAUUUACAUGUUUACAUAUACGAACAUCCAAAGCAAAAGUGUAUACACGUAUAGGACUCAACAUUUACAAAUUCAAUAUUCUUAUAUGUGGAACGAGCAGAGCGUUACAAUUAUCUCCCAGCUAACUGAAGCGAUUGAAUGUCUAUACAUAAUUUGUAAUGCAAAAUACAAUAAAAUAUAUCACGUUAUAUUAAACAGUA